AUGUCUCUCAUUAACUUCACCGGCAUCGUGCACGUGCUUUACGAAUGGUACAUAUACAUCAUCCCCAGUCUCUUCCUCGCCAUAUUUCUGGGAGUAGCAAUCCAUGACUACAUUCUCACCCUACGCAUGCCGCCAGGCCCGCGUCCCUUACCUUUCAUCGGCAACAGACUCUCCAUUCCCCAAAAGUCGCCUUGGAUCCAAUUCGAAAAAUGGUCAAAAGUCUACGGACCCAUUUAUACUCUCUGGAUGGGCCGGAGACCUACCAUAAUCAUCUCCGACCCCAAUGUGGCAGUUGAUUUGCUCGAAAAGAGAAGUAACAAGUACAGCUCCAGGCCACGAUUUGUGGUUAUGGGGGAGUUAUAUUGGGAAAAUGCGAGUAUUUUGGUGCAGCCGUAUGGCCGGGAAUGGCAGCUGAGACGCAAGUUACUGCAUCAGGCGCUUAAUCCUUCAGCACUGAAAUUGUAUAAGCCGAUCCAGGAGGCGGAGGCGACAAGGCUUUGUCAUCAACUUUUUGUGAAUCCGAAGGCGUAUGAAGGGUUGAUUGAUCGGUUUACGUCUAGUGUGGUUUUUAGCAUCUCAUAUGGUCACCGGAUUGACUCGAUGAAUGCAGAGGUUAUUCGUCAGCGGUUGGAGUUUAUGCAGUACUCUGCCUCGCUUAAUGUGCCUGGUAAAUACCUAGUCGAAAGUAUGCCUGUCUUGAAAUAUGUACCGAAUCUGUUGGCACCCUGGAAGAAAGCAAUCCAAGAAAAGGGCCGCCACGAAGCAGCAGUCAACAUGUCCCUCGUUCGCCAAGUACAGAACGAGAUGUCGACCAAAGCCGAAAUUCCAGAAUCUUUGACGAAAAUUCUCCUACGUGCAAAAGAGGAAGACCCAGAGUCAUUCAGCAUGUUGAGUGAACGGGACUUUUCUUUUAUUCCUGCAUCCCUGUUUGGUGCCGGCAGUGAUACAACGGCCAGUACUUUGUGCAGUGGUAUUCUGAUGCUCAUCACGAACCCCGUUACCUUACAAGCAGCGCAUGCCGAGCUCGAUGCAGUCAUUGGAUCAGAUCGCUCGCCAACUUUCGAAGAUGAGAGAUCUCUUCCAUAUAUCAGCGCCAUGUGCUCAGAGAUCCUGCGUAUCCGUCCCGUUGCAGUCCUGGGUGGUACUCCGCACGCAAAUUCAGAGUCAGAUAUCUACCAGGGAUUCUACAUCCCCAAGGGGACAAACAUUCUAUCCAAUUCAUGGGCUAUUAAUCUCAACCCUCGCUACUACCCCAACCCGCAUCAUUUCAACCCCCUACGAUUCUUGCCAAAUAAUAUCCCUCCAAGUUCACUAUCAUAUCUUCCCAAAGAAUACGUCGCCUCAACGCCACUUGAAAAGGGAGAACCGCACCCAUCCCGUGAUGGACAUAGCUCAUUCGGCUGGGGCCGACGCAUCUGUCCCGGAGCCGGUCUGGCGCGAAAUUCAUUGUUCAUUGCCGUCGCAAAGAUGUUGUGGAGUUUUGACAUUUUGCCUGUUACGGAGAAGGAUGGGUCGACGAGGAAGUAUGAUACGUUCGCGUAUACGGAAGGGUUUAAUGUUAGGCCUAGGCCCUUUGAAUGUGUUAUCAAGGUAAGGAGUGAGAAGCAUGAGGCUGUUUUGAAGAGAGAGUUUGUGGAGGCGGAGAAGUCGAUGAGUAGGUUUAGUGCGUUCUCUGAGUAA
Talaromyces amestolkiae is the source of this 1680-nucleotide messenger RNA. RefSeq lists its product as uncharacterized. Lineage: Eukaryota; Fungi; Ascomycota; Eurotiomycetes; Eurotiales; Trichocomaceae. The transcript has a single exon. Gene Ontology annotation, molecular function: iron ion binding; heme binding; oxidoreductase activity, acting on paired donors, with incorporation or reduction of molecular oxygen. The record is from RefSeq and is a predicted model, not a curated record. The coding region runs from base 1 to 1680 and encodes 559 amino acids.